AUGUCGAUAACUCGAAGAAACGUCGUGCUCACCAGCACUUUUGUCUUCCUCCUCAUCCUCAUCGCGUUGGCCAGUCGGAAUCUCGGUUUCGUCACGACCUACAGCGCCGCUUUGCAUCUGACAUCUCCAGCUGGAGCAGCGCCGGCUGCCACUCCCUCCGAACCUUCUAGCGCCAAACCGGCUCCUUCUCACGAACUCUCGACCACGACAAGUAGACCUGCCGAAUCCCAAGAAUACUUCCACCAGGCCUUUUCCUCCAAGAAAGCAACAGCAUUGGAUUUCCCCACCAUCAAACAUGUCUGCGAUCGGAUCCCAUGGGAGGAGAAGGAGCAGGACAGAGUCUACUUGCAGUGCGGUGAGAUGUUCGCCGGUCUCACGAGUAUCAUGUCGCAAUUGAAAGUCUGCUUCAAGUAUGCGCUGGAUUCGGGCUCGCAUCUGGUCCUUCCCAGCAUGCCUCUACGCGAUUCGACGAAUUUGAAGGAAUUCAAUACCGAGAACCAGAAAGCCUAUCAUGAGUAUGGAGAAUGGUUCGAUGCGGAACAUCUCAUUGAGACUUUGGGCCAAGCGUGUCCGAAGAUGAAGAUUGUUCGUAUCAAGCAGCUCAAUAAGGAUGUCCAGGUGAAAUACGAUUGGAAAGUUGACAUAGGGAAAGCACCCGGUUAUCGACUUUUCACCUCCUAUUACUGGCCUGGACGACGUUUUCAGCCGUUUCUUGAAGACGAACUCGCCAAGCUUCGUGAAGAGGCUGAAAAAGCGCCAGCUCCAGAACAUACAGAUGGAAUUACCGUGGUUCACAUCCACGCCAUGUUCCUCGUCUAUCGAAUCACAGAUGAUCCCACGGGGCACGAUUUAAAACUCUGGAACGAGAUUGGAAGUCUGAUACGUUUCAAAGAGGAUACGCGCACCAUCGUGAACGAAUUGCUCUCUCUCAUCGGCCGUCCCUAUUACGGCGUACAUUUUAGAGCUGAGAACGACACGAUUUGGUCCUCUCCCGAAAAUCAACUUGCGGUGGACCUCGACGCUCUGGACCAAGCAUGGGCCAAGUUUGGUUCCCCAGAUGCUGAAAGACCACUUGUCUAUCUAGCUUGUGGUGACAAGGGUCAAGUCAAGACCUUUGUCGAAGCAGGUGCGGCUAGAGGAUGGAAAGUUACACAUAAAUGGGACGUUGCUUCCAAGUCCCCAAACAAAGAGGAUCUCUUGAAAAGAAUGGAUGCAUUAGCGUUCGAUUUCCUGGGUUCGCUUGAUAUGGGGGUGAUGAUGAUGGGCAACUUCUUCUUGGGCAUUACGGGAAGUGCAUUUAGUAGCACCGUAGCGAAUGCUAGAGAUGGGACGGGACGAUAUCGAGGAAGUAGUUUCUAUCUCGAAGAUGAUGGCGGAGCGAGGAGCCAUCUCAUGAAUGAUGGAGAGGCGGAUGCAUAUCCGUGUUGUUUAUAG
Messenger RNA from Hymenoscyphus albidus, 1434 nucleotides. NCBI's taxonomy places the organism in Eukaryota, Fungi, Ascomycota, Leotiomycetes, Helotiales, Helotiaceae. The record is from the annotation of a GenBank genome assembly.